AUGUAUGGUCCAAUGGACGAUGCAGUUACUCUUCACUCAUGCCAAGUCAAUCCAUUUGGAUAUGAAGUUGUAUCGACUUUCGAAACAGAGCCUGCUGCUGCAGAUGCUGAAAUAUGUGCUGAAUUCAUCAGAAUGCCCUGCUGGAAGCACAAUGACGGUGUUUCUUGCGAUACUACAUUCAAGCCCAUUGUUUCAAUAAAUGAUUUCCGGCCCACUAGGCCGAGAAAGAGAGCCAUCAUGGACUUCAACACUCAAUUGUCGCCAGUCUCGGGUAGCAUAAUCUUGCCUUUCCUUAAUGAAUUCUUGUUUCGGAUGACCCGCCCGACAUCUGGCAAAGCUACCAGCCAGCCUGGAUGUUCGCUUAUCCAAGUCUUUGAUUCGCAUGCUGUGGCGGAAGACCCCGUCGCUGACUAG
This is a messenger RNA of Fusarium graminearum PH-1, 414 nucleotides long. RefSeq lists its product as uncharacterized. The record is from RefSeq and is a predicted model, not a curated record. The coding region runs from base 1 to 414 and encodes 137 amino acids. NCBI's taxonomy places the organism in Eukaryota, Fungi, Ascomycota, Sordariomycetes, Hypocreales, Nectriaceae. The transcript has 2 exons.